CUCUCUCUCUCAAUUCCAACCAAAAGAAACAACCAACAAAUCCCAACCCAUAGACCAAGAACACCCGAAGUUGAUCAUUCGAAAUUUGUAAUUGAAAUCACGAGAACAAGAAACUUUCUCUCUAACGGUUAAUCAUAACAACGAAUUAAAGUUCAGAGUGAUAGAUAGAGAAAAAAGCAAAAUCUUCUUUCGAAUCUGUUCAUUGUGAACAUUUCGAGCUGCUGCUGCUGCGUCUCUAUACCAAUCAUCAUCUUCUCAUCUCAUUAUUAGCAAUCUUUCAUUCAGUUAGUUGAUCAAAAAUACGUUAACUUUGAACGCGAUUUUUAAUAUUAGUUGAUCUUCAUUGUUAUCACCUGACACGAACACUUCCCGAUCUGUUAUUUCAAUUGAAAAAUUAAUUGUGUUGUGACAAUUGACUUUAUAUUUGGUUACCUGGAAAUUUUCAGGAUUCAACAGAUUCCAAAGGCUUCAUUGAAACUUGAUAGGUGAUAUUCACUGAACGAUUAACUCUAAUCAAAGGAUUAAGAAUUAAAUUAAAAACCGACAAUUAAAUGGCUUUUAAUUGUGGAUCAAUUUUUAUCAUCUUAAUUAUAUGGCCUUUAAUUUGGGCUGCUGAUUCAGUUGAACCUUCAUUUGAUCAUCAGUUAACAUCUCAUGAGAUUAAGACAGAUGAUAAUGGUAAACAAAGGAUUGUCGAUGGAUUAAGUUACCUGUUGGAUAAUCCAAGAUCAUCAUCAUCACAAUUAACAGGAUCAUCAUCAUCGUCAACAAGUAACUCCAAUUUGUAUGAUGAUUUAUAUGGAAAUAGAGGAAAUAAUUAUCUCUCAUCAUCAGAGGAUAAUAAUAAUAAUCUAAUUGAUUCGGUUUUUGACCAGCCCGGAAAACGGAAGUUUAUCCCAUUACGAGGUCGAAAGGAAUCAGAAUUACCAGUUUAUCAUUAUUAUUAUCCAGGAAUUAAUUCAUUUAAUGAUGGUUACCGGAAGAAAGCUGCUUUCACCGGAAUGAGGGGUAAAAAAAUGGACUCAAGAAUUAACAGCAAUCAACUUAAUCAUCAGCAACAAUCAACAGGAUUGACCAGUAGACAAAUUUUCGGCUCAUUGAUUGCUGACCUUCCAUGGGUCAGUCUCGCUAAUCUCAAUGAUCCCAAUGGACUUAAACGAAGUCGACCCUUUUCAGCCAUGAGGGGCAAGCGAUCAACUUAAUUACUAAAGAAAAUGUAAAUGCAAGAUUGGGAAUAAAAGAAAAAUUUUAUCGAAAUCAGCUGAUCAUCAUCAACGAUAAUCUCCCCCUCUCUCUCUCUCUCAUAUAAUCAUCUCUUCACAAUCAAAAUAAAAAACAAAUGCAAUCCAAUCAGCUUAAUUGCUUAAUCCUAAUUAAUAUGGACUAAUAAAAAUAUUAUUAAUUACCAAUGAUAAGACAAAAAUGAUGUUACUAACUUUAAAUUGUGAAAACAAUCAAAUCGUUAACUAAUCAAUUGAAAUUGAUCCUUUGAAAUUUACUAAUUGUCCAAAACAAAUUGUUCAGUUCAAAUUUAGUAUAUAGUUUAAAUUGUUAAUUUAAUCACAAUUGUUUCUUUCCUCUUCAUUUGUCAAUUGAAUAACAAAAACAAUUAAACAUUACAAUUAAGACUUUCAA
Molecule: messenger RNA, 1635 nt
Organism: Panonychus citri (citrus red mite)
Lineage: Eukaryota; Metazoa; Arthropoda; Arachnida; Trombidiformes; Tetranychidae
Exons: 4
Coding region: 552-1202 (216 amino acids)
Source: RefSeq, a predicted model, not a curated record